Molecule: messenger RNA, 1614 nt
Organism: Myiozetetes cayanensis
Lineage: Eukaryota; Metazoa; Chordata; Aves; Passeriformes; Tyrannidae
Gene: KCNK3
Product: potassium two pore domain channel subfamily K member 3
Exons: 1
Coding region: 718-1608 (296 amino acids)
Biological process (GO): stabilization of membrane potential; potassium ion transmembrane transport
Cellular component (GO): membrane
Molecular function (GO): potassium ion leak channel activity; open rectifier potassium channel activity
Source: RefSeq, a predicted model, not a curated record
GGGAGGGACAAGGGAACCAUCCCUGGCACAUCCCAGGGAAGCUGUGGCUGCCCCUGCAUCCCUGGGAAUGUCCCAGGCCAGGCUGGACGGGGCUUGGAGCACCCUGGGCUGGUGGGAGGUGUCCCUGCCCAUGGCAGGGGUGGCACUGGAUGGGAUUUAAAAUCCCUUCCCACCCAAACCAGCCUGGGAUCCCGUGGAGCUGGAGGUGCUGCUGGGAUGGCUCCAGGCUGGGCUUCCCAGUUUCCCAGCAGAUAAUCCCUAGGGACGCAGCUCCAAGGGGUUAAAGGAAAACACUGAGCUCUGGGGAGAGCUUGGAGCCCCUUCCAGAGCCUGCGGGGGCUCCAGGAGGGCUGGAGAGGGACUGGGGACAAGGGAUGGAGGGACAGGACACAGGGAAUGGCUUCCCAGUGCCAGAGGGCAGGGAUGGAUGGGAGACUGGGAAGGGAUUCCCUACUGGGAGGGGCUGGGCUGGAAUUCCCAGGGAAGCUGUGGCUGCCCCUGGAUCCCUGCAGUGUCCCAGGCCGGGCUGGAUCCCCUGGGACAGCGGGAGCCGUCGGGGUGAGGACAGGACGAGCUUUAUGAUCCCAUCCCACCCUUCCCCGGCUGUCGGGGGGAAGCCCCCCCGAGUGUCCUGAUCCCCGCGCUGACCCCGCUGUGCCCUCGUGCCCAGGUUACGGCCACGCCGCGCCCAGCACGGACGGGGGGAAGGUGUUCUGCAUGGUGUACGCGCUGCUCGGCAUCCCCCUCACCCUCGUCAUGUUCCAGAGCCUGGGCGAGCGCAUCAACACCUUCGUCAAGUACCUCCUGCACCGCGCCAAGAGGUGCCUGGGCAUGAGGCGGCCCGAGGUGUCCAUGGCCAACAUGGUCGCCAUCGGCUUCUUCUCCUGCAUCAGCACCCUCUGCGUGGGCGCCGCCGCCUUCUCGCACUACGAGCGCUGGAGCUUCUUCCACGCCUACUACUACUGCUUCAUCACCCUCACCACCAUCGGCUUCGGGGACUACGUGGCGCUGCAGAAGGACCAGGCGCUGCAGAACCAGCCGCAGUACGUGGCCUUCAGCUUCGUCUACAUCCUCACGGGGCUCACGGUCAUCGGCGCCUUCCUCAACCUGGUGGUGCUGCGCUUCAUGACCAUGAACGCCGAGGACGAGCGGCGGGACGCGGAGCAGCGCGCCCUGCUCUCCGCCCGCCCACGCGAGACCCCCACGGCCGCGCCCGCCGCGGGGGCCGCCGCCGGGGAGGGGGCGGGAGGAGGAGGAGGAGGAGGAGGAGGAGGAGGGGGGCUCCGGAACGUCUACGCCGAGGUGCUGCACUUCCAGUCCGUGUGCUCGUGCCUGUGGUACAAGAGCCGCGAGAAGCUGCAGUACUCCAUCCCCAUGAUCAUCCCCCGGGACCUGUCCUCCGCCUCGGACGCGGCCGCCGAGCAGGCCCACGGCCACGCAGGACACGGCGGACACGGGCACGGCCACUCCUCGCCCCCGCGAGGCGCCGGCACCCCCCCGAAGCGCUGCCUGUGCGGGGCCCGCCGCUCGGCCGUCAGCUCCGUGUCCAGCGGCAUGCACAGCCUGGCCGCCCUGCCGGGGCUCGGCAAGCGCCGCAGCUCCGUGUAGAGACCC